UCUUUACUGCUUUACUCUUAAUAGGUCCCCGGGAGAGUGAGCUUCCCUGUGCUCUCCAGAAUCUUUCUUUCACGCCUCUGUCGCCUUCUCUCCCGCCUCCGAUCUAGGGUUUCUUCUUCUUCCAGUCGAAGAUGUCGGCCUACAACGGGAAGUACUCAGAGGAACUUAUCAAGAAUGCUAAAUACAUUGCGACUCCCGGCAAGGGCAUCCUUGCUGCCGACGAGAGCACCGGCACCAUCGGCAAGCGUCUCGCCAGUAUCAACGUCGAGAAUGUAGAGGCUAACCGCCAAGCCCUCCGCCAACUACUCUUUACAGCCCCUGGUGCUUUGCCUUACCUCUCGGGUGUCAUCCUCUUCGAAGAGACCCUCUACCAGAAGACCACCUCCGGCAAGCCCUUCGUCGACGUCCUUCUUGACGGCGGGGUUCUUCCCGGCAUCAAGGUCGACAAGGGCACCGUCGAGAUCGCCGGAACCAAUGGAGAGACCACCACUCAGGGCCUUGACGGCCUUGCUGCCCGGUGCCAGCAAUACUACAAGGCCGGCGCCCGGUUCGCGAAAUGGCGUGCUGUUCUCAAGAUCGGACCUACGGAGCCAACCGAGCUCGCAAUCCAGCAGAACGCUCAUGGCCUAGCUCGCUAUGCCAUUAUUUGCCAAGAGAACGGCCUCGUCCCCAUCGUCGAGCCGGAGAUCCUGACGGACGGCAGCCAUGACAUUCAGAAAUGUGCGGCAGUAACAGAGCGAGUGUUGGCAGCUGUAUACAAGGCCCUCAACGAUCACCAUGUUCUCCUUGAGGGUUCUCUUCUCAAGCCCAAUAUGGUGACAUCUGGUUCCGACUGCCCGAAGAAGGCAACGCCGGAGGAGGUCGCCGACUACACGGUUCGGGCGCUUCUGCGCACUGUUCCCGCCGCCGUUCCAGGCAUCAUGUUCCUCUCAGGAGGGCAGAGUGAGGAGGAGGCGUCGGUGAAUCUGAACGCCAUGAACAAGCUGGAUGUGCUGAAGCCAUGGACAUUGUCGUUCUCAUUUGGGCGUGCCCUGCAGCAGAGCACGCUGAAGACAUGGAAGGGAAAAGAGGAGAACGUUAAGGCUGCACAGGAGGCGUUCCUGACGAGGUGCAAGGCCAACUCGGACGCCACGCUUGGCAAGUAUGCUGGUGGUAAUGCCGGCGGAUUGGCCUCUGAGAGCCUCCAUGUGAAGGGAUACAAGUACUAAGUGUUUUAUCCUUGGCUGUGCUGUGGAUCUUCAUCCGCCUGUGUUUUUUUCUUUUCCUCAGAAACAGAUGUUUUGUCCUAUUUCUGUCGGACGUUCGUGGCUGCUUAUGACAAAUUUUAUCGUGCUAGUAGUUGGUUUUGAGAUAA
This is a messenger RNA of Nymphaea colorata (pocket water lily), 1354 nucleotides long. Its product is annotated as fructose-bisphosphate aldolase, cytoplasmic isozyme 1-like. The coding region runs from base 132 to 1208 and encodes 358 amino acids. The record is from RefSeq and is a predicted model, not a curated record. Gene Ontology annotation, cellular component: cytosol. The transcript is spliced from 2 exons. Gene Ontology annotation, molecular function: fructose-bisphosphate aldolase activity. Gene Ontology annotation, biological process: fructose 1,6-bisphosphate metabolic process; glycolytic process. NCBI's taxonomy places the organism in Eukaryota, Viridiplantae, Streptophyta, Magnoliopsida, Nymphaeales, Nymphaeaceae.